Oppiella nova is the source of this 5532-nucleotide messenger RNA. The record is from the annotation of a GenBank genome assembly. Lineage: Eukaryota; Metazoa; Arthropoda; Arachnida; Sarcoptiformes; Oppiidae.
AUGGCAGACAGAAAGUCGAGUCAUAAAGAGGGGACAAUCGCGUCGUCUUCUUUGAAACGGUCUCAACGCUGUCUGGGCUCGCGAUCGCCUAUCAGAACCCGAUCAAAAUCUUUAGCGUCGAAAAGAGAUUUAUUGAGUCAAAGUGUUGGUUCAGGGGAACUGUCGUUCGCUUCCACUUCACUACACACUCAAGACUAUAGUGUAAGCGAUCUCUCGACUAAAAGCAAACCAAACAAACGCUUAUCAGAAGAAGACUCCUCUCCCGGAAAAAAGGCUAAAAGGGAAUCGACUUCUUCUAUAGAUAAAGACUUGAUUGCAAUCAACUUAAGUCUUAGUAAAGAAAGGGCUGUCCCUUCGUCUUCAGUCGAUAUCCCGAAACGCAAAGGAAGGCCACGAAAAAAGUUCUCGACUUCUGAUUCAUCUCUACUUCAGUCAUCUUCUGGACAGACAUCACAUACAGAAAGCUCCCAAAGGAGUGGUUCUAAUCAGCCAUUUGUGGCCACCGCUGACCACUCGUUUGGCUCUAAACGUAUUAAAAGUAAUCCGAAGUCAUUGUCGAACUCCAGAAUUGGUACGAGUAGUUCACGUGACCUGUCGGGCGAACAAGAAAUAGGUCCAGAGAGGACAUCUACAACGGGGUCGUGUGCCAGUAGUUCGCGCCGGCGUUCCUCCCGCCUCAAUACCAAAGCGCCAGUCAAUCCGUCGUUGACUUCUAGUUCCGGUGCCGGCACGUCAUCCUUCGCACCUAAUUCUGCCUCUAAUUCUGGAGGAGGGAGUGGAAGACAGGCACUGAUCAGGAGUAACACUAGAAGUGGUGGUAUGGAUGAAGAUGUCUCCAAUGCAGACACUUCUCGAACCGAAGCCUCAUCUUUGAGCACCGCGUCGGCCAGUCUGACGGCCGCCGCCCAGUCGUCAGUCGCCGCAUCGGUAGCCUCUGUGGCCAAUGUGUUGGUGGGCUCAGCGGACAGUGAGUCGGAUGACAGCGAAAUGGGACGCCUGCAGGCCUUACUCGAAGCCAAAGGGUUGCCACCACAUCUAUUCGGCGCUUUGGGACCUCGAAUGCAACACCUGUUGAACCGGUCGAUUGGCACCAGUAGUAGCAGUAAAGCUCAUCAACUCCUGCAAGGAUUGCAAGCGAAUGGAGACGAAGGCCAACAAUUGCAGGCUGUGAUGGAAAUGUGCCAACUCUUGGUUAUGGGCAAUGAGGACACACUCGGAGGCUUCCCAGUGAAACAAGUCGUGCCGGCGCUCAUCACUCUGUUGUCGAUGGAACACAACUUCGAUAUCAUGAACCACGCGUGUCGUGCCCUCACGUAUAUGAUGGAGUCGUUGCCGCGCUCUUCGGCUGUAGUCGUGGACGCCGUUCCCGUCUUUCUCGAGAAGCUUCAAGUGAUUCAGUGCAUGGAUGUGGCCGAGCAGUCGUUGACUGCGUUGGAAAUGCUGUCCCGACGUCACAGCAAAGCCAUACUUCACGCUCGAGGAGUGUCUGCGUGUCUCACAUAUUUGGACUUCUUCUCGACUAAUGCCCAGCGCUCUGCCCUUUCGAUUACAGCCAAUUGCUGUCAGAACCUAACCAUCGAUGAGUUCUCCUUAGUUCAGGAAUCGCUCACAACUCUGAGCUCCCAUUUGACGCAUUCAGACAAGAAGUCCGUUGAAAGCAUAUGUUUGGCGUUUUCGCGAUUAGUUGAUUGCUAUCAACUCGAGUUCGCUAUUAUUAGUGAAAUAGCAUCCAAUAGUUUGUUAACUAAUUUGCAGCAACUCUUGAUUGUCAUACCGCCCGUCAUCAGCACCGGUACCUUCGUUAGUGUCAUUCGAAUGCUGUCUAUCAUGUGUUCCUCAUGUCCUGAAAUAGCGGUCCAACUCUUGAAACUAAACAUUUGCGAAACCCUUCGCUAUCUACUGCUGGGCUCGAGUGCCACGAAAGAUGACAUGGAAUUAGUGAACCGCAGUCCACAAGAACUCUUUGAGAUCACGUCUCUGAUCGGAGAACUGAUGCCUCGUUUGCCGACUGACGGCAUCUUUUCUGUGGACAAUCUUCUCUGCAAACAAACUGGUGUUCAAAUGGAAGCCAUACUCUGGCAAUGGAAGGACGACAGAGGUUUAUGGCAUCCGUACAGCAAUAUCGACGGCCGGAUCAUAGAAGCCGCCCAUCAGUCCGGCGAAGAUGAGAUCAGUUUGUCAGCGAUGGGCAGGACUUAUGUCAUAGAUUUCAAUUCAAUGCAACAAAUCAACGAAGAGACGGGAACCUCACGUGCCGUUCAGCGCCGAGUCAACUGCGCCACUGAUGUCGCCUCUCUCUCCCAAACCACUGGACGUGCUGUCGAUCCGCGCGCCGACAGUCUGGAGAAGGAGCCCGAGAUGGCGAGUGCUUUCGUCAAAUCACUUUUCAAUGUAUUAUAUGAAGUGUACAGUAGUUCCGCGGGACCGGCAGUUCGCCAUAAGUGCCUCAAAGCAUUGUUGCGUAUUAUAUACUAUGCAUCCAAUGAUUUAUUGAAGUCAGUGCUCAAGAAUCAGGACGUCUCGAGUCAUAUCGCAACGAUGUUGGCCUCACCCGACCUCAGGAUCGUUGUCGGCGCCACUCAAAUGGCGAACAUUCUUAUGGAGAAAUUGCCCGAAGUUUUCGCCAUUUAUUUCCGGCGCGAAGGUGUUAUCCAUCAAAUCCAGAAGCUUUCCAAAGGGGAGGAGAGUGUGGACUCCUCUUCCACUUUGAUGUCUCCGUCAGCCAUAACCUCACUUCCCGUCUGCAAAAUGGAACCGAUUGCUGGUUCCAGUUCCGCACCCGUCUAUCCAUCACAAUCUCAUUCAGUGUUUUUCGAGACCACAAUGAAUAUAAGCCCUCCGAACAGCUCAUCACCACUGGAGGCGUCGCCUCCCUGUGAUGUGUCGACUGAGAUGUUUGCGAAUACAGUUCAAAGUGCUCUACAAAACGGAUUUAAUAAUAACGUAUCCAACUGUGCGUCCGCCCAAUCACUCACUUCUCUUAGCACUUCAGUUCCCGUCACUCCCACAGCCUCUUCACCGGACAUCCUGUCCGCUCGCAGUGCCGAAGACACCGUCGCUGUGUCCGACCAUUUAGUCAACACCGGAGCUGAUGAGACACUUAAGCGCAAGAGAACUCGAAAGGCUGUGAACGCCAGCAGUUCCGGUGUCACCCGAAAGACUAGAAGCGAAUGUGAUAACAAUUCUUCACUCAAUUUGCGAAGUUAUGCCACUCAUAGCACCCACAGCUCUGCCUCUAAUCUGAACCGAAACUAUUCAACUGAAUCUGAAAUGACGACAACUCUGACCACUCCUUAUAUAUCUCUCCCGAUAUUUAUCGGCGACAAUACGUCUGCCAAUAACAACGUAUCCAAUCUGUUGAGCGCCACCUCUUCAGUGCCAACGCAUACCACAUCCCAUAGCAGUCGUGGCCGCCCGGCCUUCAGAUUCAGUUCGGCCGCCGCGAAGACGAGCGCUUUCUUUCAAAGCCUACAUCCGGCGCGUUGGGGCCGUUGGAACAACAGCUCACCCGCUCUCGUCUCUUCCAACAGUGGCCUCUCCUCCGGACGCUCUCAACUCGUCGCCCAUUCCUCAGACCACACCUCUAUCUCCAGAACCUCUUCGCCGCGAUCACCAAAUAAUAGCGGAAACAGAGAGAAGAUUCGACUUUGGAUUAAAGAACAGGCGAAGGCUUUUGAGGACAAAUACUUCAAGGAUGAGGAGUCGACUGAAGUGGGCGACGCCUACACUAAAUCCCAUCCCUCUCUUAAUAUUCUGAAUCGUUUGACGAAAGCCAUUGAAAUGUUGGGCGACAACCAUAUCAAAGCACUCGAAGACAUUCGAUCCGUUGUCAUGGAGGGCGACAUCUCGUCGUUUGAGUUGAACCACUCGGGACUCGUCACCCGUUUCCUCCAUUUCCUCGUCUCUAACAACGACUCAAAUGAAUGUCGCGAUCAAAGACUUCGCAGUUUUCUUCACGUCUUCUUCGGUACUCCACUCGAAGACACUUUUCAAUUGGAUUCCAUAGUGUCUGCAAAUGUAGACUACGCGCCCCUUUCGGCGUUAGUCAAUAAGUUGAACGCCUGUGUCUCCCAAUUGGAACAGUUUCCGGUCAGAGUUCACGACUUGGUCGGGUCGGGCACCGGUAGCAUUCGUGGUGCCAGUGCUCUAAAGUUUUUCAAUACUCACCAAUUGAAGUGCAAUUUGCAAAGACAUCCCGACUGUACUAAUUUGCGGCAAUGGAGGGGAGGACCCGUCAAAAUAGAUCCGUUGGCUUUGGUUCAGGCCAUUGAACGCUAUUUAGUGAUCAGAGGCUACGGAAAGAUCAGGGAUGAGGACGAAGACGCCAGCGAUGACGACAUCUCAGACGAGGAGUUCGACGACAAUAUGGCUGCGAUGAUGAUCAGUCAGAAUCAGGGACGACAUCGACUCCAGUUCUAUAUCGGCGAACAACCCCUGCCUUACAAUAUGACUGUCUAUCAGGCUAUCAAACAACACGCUUACGGACACAACACUCACAACUCCGAUGGACACGAGACGGACAAUGAGUCGGAGACGCCUAUGGGUCACGCGAACAUAUGGGUGGCCACUCAUACCAUUCAUUACAAAGCCUAUGUCGAGGGUGUGUGCAGUCCGUCGACCGGAUCCAAUGCCAUCGCUAACUUAAGUUCCAGUCAAUGCCUAACCAAUAGAAACUCAAACAAUAGUAGUAAUCAAAACUGUAAUAAUCAAAGUGGAAAAAAAGGCAGUAAAGGAAGUUCUGGUGGAAAGGGAUCCAACAAAAAGAAAGACGAGCUCUGGAUUGAAGGCAAAGCGCCGUCCGUCUCGUCGCCUUUAGAUUCAUAUCUUAAGCCUCAUUUGCCAUCUUCUAUAACAGUCCAAGACUUGUCUCUAGAAGUGCUUUCACUGUUAAGAGUCAUAUACGGUCUGAGCCGCCAUUGGGGUUGGCUCUACCAACUGCCCGAUCCGUACAACAGUGCUCUACCUCUUCAAGACUUUAUUAAUGUCAAACUCACGGCUAAAGCCAAUCGUCAACUUCAAGACCCACUGGUGAUAAUGACGGGCAAUAUCCCGAACUGGUUGUCCCAAAUCGCCUAUUCGUGUCCAUUCCUGUUCCCAUUCGAGACGAGAUACCUAUUGUUUUACGUGACCUGUUUUGACAGAGACCGGGCUCUCCAGAGGCUCUUAGACAGUGCGCCCGAACUGACGGGAAGUGAUUCCAGCGAAAGAGUGACCCCAAGACUGGACAGACGGAAGCGAACGGUUUCGCGCGAAGACAUACUAAAACAGGCGGAAACCGUUUUACAUGAUUUGGGAAACUCGAAGGCAUUGCUUGAAAUACAGUACGAGAACGAAGUCGGCACUGGUUUGGGGCCAACCCUCGAGUUCUAUGCCCUCGUCUCCAAAGAACUACAGCGCGCAGACCUCGACAUGUGGAGGGGAGAAGCCGUCUCCGCACCCAAAGUAGUCGUCCAUCAGCCCAACCAUAAGAUAACCGCCACUUCUUCGACAACUGCUAAUGAAAACCAAAACAAUAAUCAAAUUCAAACCAAU